UCAAAUCUGUAUCCUCUCUCGCGGAGCUUCACAUGGAUGCCUUCUCCCUUCGUCACCUUCGCCUCCAUGCAUCACAGACUGCAGCCGCCCCUUCGAUCCGUGAGAGAUCGGCUGCCAUCAUGGGGGAGUGGUCCUUCCUAUCGGAGUUGUUGGACAAGGUCGAAUCACACUCGACUGUAUUUGGCAAGGUCUGGAUGAGUGUUCUUUUCAUUUUCAGAAUCUUCAUUCUCGCCGCUGGCGUGGAUACAAUAUGGGGAGAUGAACAAGCCAACAUGGACUGCAACACCAGAAGCCCCGGCUGCAAAAAUGCCUGCUAUGAUGCGUCCUUCCCCAUAUCUCAUACACGCUUCUGGGUUCUCCAGAUCCUCACUGUCUCAACACCUACUUUCAUCUAUCUGGGUCACGUCCUGCUUGUUAUUCGCAAAGAGAAUAAGCUCAGGAGACACCUGGAGCAAAAGCGGGACUCAAAUCGGAUAAUCAAAUCUCCUAAAUAUUCUGAUGAACAUGGCAAGGUGAAGCUGAAAGGCUUUUUGUUGGUCAGCUAUAUGAUGCAGCUUCUGUUCAAGAUCUUGCUGGAAGUGGCCUUCAUUGUGGGUCAAUACUUUAUCUACGGCUUCAUUCUCAUGCCUGAUAAGAUUACGUUCCAAGGCGGAAGCUGUCAGACUGACACAAACUGCUUCAUCAGUCGUCCGGCAGAAAAAACUGUGUUCAUCAUCUUCAUGUUGGCGAUGGCCGUCCUCUCCGUGGCGCUCAACAUUGCUGAAAUGUUGCAUCUGAUGACUUCAAAGAUGUGCCGGAGGAAAAGGAGGAGCAUUGGUUUAAAUCUUACCGACUAAAUUUGCCAAGUUAACAAUAAGGCGGGUCAAAAAGCCACAAAUAGAAUUUCAGUUGGUUGUUUUUCAUUGGAUGCAAUUUUUUUCUUUCCUUUUAAAUACAACAGAAAACAUGAAAAGUACAAAACAACGGGACCAAAAAAGUUCACUAUAUCGUUUAAGGACCCAUAUUUUGGUAUUUUAGCCACGUCGUGCAAGACAUGGAUGGAUGGAUGGAUGAAGGUUACGGUAUGCUUGAUUCACUUCUGACUUUUCAGAGAAGCCCAGUAAGGCAGCUCAAAUUUGAUUGAAUUCACUUUGAGUUGACUCAGUCCUGCUCAAAAUGGUGAAAUGUGGGCGGCUGACUGAAAAUGAAAGGUCCUCAUUAAAGCAUUUCAUGAGGCUGAUUGGUCUCUGUGACAGAAAUGACAGGUGGUGUAAUUUGUUAAGCACUAUACAUUUUAACAUUUGAUGUUCUCAUACUUGUUCAAAUUAACACUGAUGAUGAUUUUGUAAGUGCAUUCAAUACAAUGAUUUGUAAAUCAUGUUGAACCUAUAUUUAAUUGAGCACACUAUAAAGACAAGUUAUUUCAUGUUCAAACCGAUGAACUUUAUUGUUUUUAGCAAAUAAUCAUCAACUUGGAAUUUUAUGACUGCAACACGUUCCAAAAAAAGCUGGGGGUAACUUACACAUCUGUGAAGGCACCAUUCAUGCUGAAAGGUACAUACAGGUUUGGGAGAAACAUGUGCUGCCAUCCAAGCAACGUCUUUUUCAUGGACGCCCCUGCUUAUUUCACCAAGACAAUGACAAACCACAUUCUGCACGUGUUACAACAGCGUGGCUUUGUAGUAAAAGAGUGCGGGUACUAGACUGGCCUGCCUGCAGUCCAGACCUGUCUCCCAUUGAAAAUGUGUGGCGCAUUAUGAAGCGGAAAACACGACAACGGAGACCCCGGACUGUUGAACAGCCGAAGCUGUACAUCAAGCAAGAAUGGGAGAGAAUUCCACCUACAAAGCUUUAACAGUUACUGUCCUCAGUUCCCAAACGUUUAUUGAAUGUUGUUCAAAGAAAAGGUGAUGUAACACAGUGGUAAACAUGAGCCUGUCCCAGUUUUUUUGGAACGUGUUUUUUUUUAAAAUUCUAAGUUAAUGAUUAUUUGCUAAAACAGUUUGAACAUUAAAUAUCUUGUCUUUGUAGUGUAUUCAAUUAAAUAUAGGUUGAACAUGA
This is a messenger RNA of Phyllopteryx taeniolatus (common seadragon), 2040 nucleotides long. RefSeq names its product gap junction Cx32.2 protein-like. Gene Ontology annotation, biological process: cell communication. NCBI's taxonomy places the organism in Eukaryota, Metazoa, Chordata, Actinopteri, Syngnathiformes, Syngnathidae. The record is from RefSeq and is a predicted model, not a curated record. The transcript is spliced from 2 exons. Gene Ontology annotation, cellular component: connexin complex. The coding region runs from base 33 to 836 and encodes 267 amino acids.